CAUCACAUGACUCUUUUCUUCUGACAAUCCAGACAGAAAGGAAAAGCCUUUCUGACUUCCAGCUGACUUUUUUUAGGUGCUACGAUGCUGCUUGGCUGCUGUUUGUGGACAAAAGGACCAACUUCAAACAGGGAAAUGGAUUUAAGUUAGCCGUUGCUAUAACAACCGCGAUCAUUCCCGUUCUAACUGGAGGACAUUCGGUGAAGAUUUGUUGUUUCGCUUUGGGACAAAGUUGGCGUAUGGAGAGAGACGAAGUUUCAUUUUUACGCAGCGUGUUUUCUUUGUUUUUUCCGCUACUAAGCCUCGGGGUUCACCGCGCAGCGCGUCGGGUGACAAAAACCAAAUAGUCAGAAUAUAUAUAUAUAUUUUUUUAUUCGAGUUUUUUCUUUCACUGACAAGACAAGAUAAGAGAGUGAAAUGGUGGACAACAAACCUCUCCUGCGGGACAGACCUCCCGCCUAUAACGCUGUUCCGGGUGCGCAUGAGUAUGGCCCCCAGCAGCAGCAGCAUGGGUACGGGGCCAUCCCCGCUGCGGCCCCGCCGCCCUACCACUACCCGGAUGGCCCAGGAUUCCCUCCGGCUCAGAUGGGCCCCGCUGUUUCCCAGCAGCCGUACACAUCCACCUACGCCAUCAUCCAGCCCUCUGUAGUGGUGGUGGGGGGCUGCCCAGCCUGCAGGGUCGGUGUUCUCGAGGAUGACUUCACCUGCCUGGGGAUCCUGUGCGCCAUCUUCUUCUUCCCUUUGGGCAUCCUCUUCUGUUUCGCGCUGCGUCAGAGAAGGUGUCCCAACUGUGGCGCCACCUUCGGCUAGAGGGACCAAACCGCAGCCCUUUCAUGCACUUCUCUCAUUCACAUGCAUACAAAAUAACAAAUGAUAAAGAUUACAAAGUGAAUUACAGUAUAUGAAAUCUAUUUUUCAUCUGCAAGUUUAGUAUCUAUGUUAUCACACAAGAGUCCAGCUGUUGUCAGUGCCUUCGCUACAUGCCGGGUGAUCAGAUUCCAUCAUUUUUAUUUUCCCAGGUCUGAGCAGAUUUUUUCUUUUUAACAGUCUGAGGCCAUUAAUUAUUUUUUUUUUGUCUUAAUUCUUUAUAUUUGCUUGCAGCCGCUACCUUUUAGUAAGCAUUGUACUCAGCUUUUUUGUGUCAAAUGUGUGGUUCACGUAGGCAUUGAAGUAAUGCUGUGAAUUAUAGUAAAAAGGAAUAUCUAUAGAUGUAUCCUGCUCCGGAUGGAACAGUGGACUUAUCCCUGAUGAAGCAUUUUGCCUGAUAUUUUUUAUUUUUUUUGUUGAUAUACAUUUUUGGGGCCAUAUUUUGCACUGACAGUUUGUCCAGUGGUGAAUCUGCUGGGUUGUGCUUCUCCAGGGCCGCUGCAGAUCUCAGGUACACACAAUCUGACAUGCCCUGGACUUUUACAACCUCACCAUAUUGGAUUUACUUAGAGAGGAAUGUUUUUGUUAAAGCGCAACCUCCUCUUUUAACCCCGUGGAGGACUGAAUAAAAGUUAAAAACUGGUAUAUCCUCAGAUUUUAACCUCCAUGUUUCUGUCUGCGACAAAUCACCUUCCUCCCAGCCUGACAAUCAAUUGACAGAUGUAUCUGUCUACGUCUUCCUCCACUGCAGGAUCGUGAGCAAUUUGAUGACGAAGAAGAAAUUAGUUGUUGGGAGUAAAAGAGAAUUGGCGUUAGGAAACACACUAAGCACGCUCUUAUGAUUGAGGUUCUUACUUUUUAUAUGAGUUACUGUAAUUAAAAAGUAAUGC
This is a messenger RNA of Cyprinodon variegatus (sheepshead minnow), 1757 nucleotides long. RefSeq names its product brain protein I3 (gene bri3). The record is from RefSeq and is a predicted model, not a curated record. The coding region runs from base 418 to 810 and encodes 130 amino acids. The transcript is spliced from 3 exons. NCBI's taxonomy places the organism in Eukaryota, Metazoa, Chordata, Actinopteri, Cyprinodontiformes, Cyprinodontidae.